Molecule: messenger RNA, 9822 nt
Organism: Cherax quadricarinatus
Lineage: Eukaryota; Metazoa; Arthropoda; Malacostraca; Decapoda; Parastacidae
Gene: arr
Product: low-density lipoprotein receptor-related protein 6
Biological process (GO): canonical Wnt signaling pathway
Molecular function (GO): Wnt-protein binding; Wnt receptor activity
Source: RefSeq, a predicted model, not a curated record
UGUAUUGCGGCGAGGAUGGUGGCGGAGUGAUAUAGAGUGUUAUGAUGGCGGCCGUGUUGUUGUGAUGAGUGUGUGUGUGAGGCUGCCACCACCCUCCCAGACCACCCUUCACGCUCCACCAUGACGAGACCUACUCGCCCAGGGACGUGAUGAUGUAUAUACAUGAUGUGCACACUCUGGAUCACGUUACUGGCUGUUAUCGUCCAUGUAGCUGGCAGUGAGGGUUAUCCCGAACUGCUGUUUGCCAACCGCAGAGAUAUUCGCAUAAUAGAAGUUGGGAAAGAGAGGCCUUCACGGCAAAUUAUUAAGGAUGUCACUGAUGCGGCAUCUGUGGAUUAUUACUACAAGGGGCAGCUGGUUUGCUGGACUGACAUUGACAAUGAACUCAUCAAGUGUGUACAGGUCAACAAGAUUGGUGGGGGAACAAAAGGCCAUAGAGAGGUGACAGUGAUAUCAAGGGGGAUUAUUUCACCUGAUGGCUUAGCAGUCGACUGGUUGAGUGAGAAGUUGUACUGGACGGAUUCUGACACCAAUAAAAUAGAGGUCGCUGGGUUGUAUACCAAACACAGAUGUGUUCUCUUUUGGCAGGACCUUGAUCAGCCUAGAGCCAUUGCUCUUGUUCCAUCUGAAGGGUUAAUGUUUUGGACAGACUGGGGAGAAAAUCCCAAGAUUGAAAGAGCUGGGAUGAAUGGAGAUUCCUCAACAAGAUCAGUCAUUAUUAAAGAUGAAAUUUUCUGGCCUAAUGGACUCACUGUGGACUAUGACCAGCGAGUCGUGUACUGGGCUGAUGCAAAAUUGAAUUACAUUGCAUCAGUAGAUUUUGAUGGGAAGAGGAGAACAAAGGUGGUCCAGAGCAAAUUGCCUCAUCCAUUUGCUUUAACAUACUUUAAUCACACAUUAUACUGGACUGAUUGGGAGACGAGAGCCAUACACUACUGCAGCGUCGGUCAGAGGAGAAGCUGUGACAAAGAGCAACAACUUGGAACCAACCUGUCGCCCAUGUACAUCCAUGUGUACGACCCUGCACGCCAGCUACACAUUGACACGCCUUGCCAGAACAAUAAUGGAGGGUGCAGUCACCUGUGUUUGGCUGCUCCAGCACCCCAGAAUUUAUCAUGUGCAUGUCCCACUGGGGUCAGGCUGAUUGACGAGUUUAAUUGUUCCGAUGGUCCAGAAGAGAUGUUGAUCUUGGCUCGCCGGACAGAUCUACGACGCAUAUCACUUGACACUCCAGAUCACACUGCAGUUGUCAUUCCCGUGUCAGGAGUUAAACAUGCAAUUGCUGUUGAUUUUGACCCAGUUGAGAGCUUCAUCUACUGGACUGAUGACGAAACACUCCGUAUCCAUCGCUCUAAACUUGAUGGGUCAGAACAGCAGGUUAUAGUGUCUGCUGAAGUUGUUCAUCCCGACGGCAUUGCAGUGGACUGGAUUGCCCGCAACUUGUACUGGACAGAUGCUGGCCCUGAUCGCAUUGAAGUUGCAAGACUCAAUGGAACUUCAAGAAAGAUCCUUAUUGCUGACAAUCUUGAUGAACCAAGAGCCAUCACUAUAGACCCAGAUGGUGGACUGAUGUUCUGGACAGACUGGGGGACAAAUCCAAAGAUUGAGCGUGCUGCCCUUGAUGGCUCGAUGCGACAGGUUGUAAUCAACUCUGGCCUUGGAUGGCCAAAUGGUGUAGCAAUUGAUACUGAACUGAGAAAAAUAUAUUGGUGUGAUGCUAAGGAAGACAAAAUAGAGAUGGCAGCUUUAGACGGCAGUGGGAGAAGAGUAGUUCUGAGUGACCACCUUCCACAUGUGUUUGGCUUUUCACUCCUGGGUGACUACUUGUACUGGACUGACUGGCAGCGGCGGAGCAUCGAAAGAGUCCACAAGCUUGAUGCGACUCAGCGUGAGGUUAUUGUGGAGCAGCUACCAGACUUGAUGGGACUGAAGGCGGUGAAUGUAAGCAAGAAAGCUGGCUCCAAUCCUUGUCACAUAAACAAUGGUGGAUGUUCUCACCUAUGUCUUAAUAGACCCACUAACUACACCUGCGGAUGUCCAAUUGGCUAUGAGCUCACCCAAAAUGAAAAACAGUGUGUGGUGCCUGAAGCCUUUCUCUUGUACACAAGGAAGGAAGACAUCAGGCGGAUCUCACUCCUUACCAGCCAUAAUGUUCCCAUCCCUGUUACUGGUAUUCAGGAAGCCAUGUCCAUUGAUUUUGACAGUGUUGAUAACCGCCUGUAUUGGACAGAUAUCAGUGUUAAGUCCAUCUCUCGUGCCUUUAUGAACGGGUCCCAGAUGGAGCCUGUAAUAGAGUUUGGACUUGCAUAUCCCGAGGGCAUGGCUGUAGACUGGUUGGCUCGAAACAUUUACUGGGCAGACAUGGGGAACAACAGAAUUGAAGUUGCAAGAUUGAAUGGAACAUCAAGAAGGGUUCUCCUGUGGCAGAACAUUGCCAGUCCAAAGUCCCUGGCGCUUGAUCCGGGUCAGGGAUUCAUGUACUGGUCAGAAUGGGGAGAUGAGCCAAGCAUAUCUCGUGCCCAUCUAGAUGCUUCACAACCAUCUCCUAUUGUUACCAAAAUGGGUCGGGCAAAUGGCCUUACUAUCGAUUUCAAAGAUAGUCGUCUGUAUUGGACAGACAUUGACAAUUUUCUUAUAGAGAGUAGUGAUUUAAAUGGUCAUAACAGAGAGGUCAUUGUUAGAGAUUUGCCUCAGCCAUAUGGUUUAACAUUGUAUGAAGAUUAUGUUUACUGGGCAGAUUGGAAGACUGGUACUAUUGAGCGUGCAAACAAGAGCAAGGGAGAAAACCAAACAAGAAUACAGGGUCAGCUGGACUUCAUAAUGGAUAUUCUGGUAUUCCAUUCAUCUCGUCAGUCAGGAAAGAAUCCGUGUUCAAUAGAUAACGGUGGCUGUUCGCACUUGUGCCUAGCGGUUCCAUCCACUAAUGGUGCCCAAAAUUUUACCUGUUCUUGCCCAACACACUACAAGCUGGACAAGGAUGGGAAGACAUGUAAAGCGCCGACAUCUUUCUUGUUGUUUAGUCAGAAGACUGAAGUUAGUCGUCUUGUUGAGGAUGUUCAUGAGUGCCCGACACUCAUACUACCCAUUCACAGCAUGCGCAAUGUUCGUGCCAUUGACUAUGAUCCAGUAGAACAACUGGUUUAUUGGGUAGAGGGCCGCGGGCACACCCUCCGCCGUGCCCACCAUAACGGCACACAAAGUGAAGUAUUUGUAAGCAAUGUAAUGGAGAAGAUUUAUCCUUACGACAUAGCUGUAGAACCUUUCACUCGAGUUAUCUUCUGGUCUUGUGCAAGAAACAAUGUGAUUAACAUCACCAAGCUUGAUGGAACACAGGUCGGUGGCAUCGUUGGACAUGAGGGUGAGGACCAGCCACGCUCCCUGGCAGUUCACCCAGUACUUGGACUUCUCUUCUUCAUCAAUAUGGUCUCUCCUCCACUAAUCGAGCAAGUCCACAUAGAUGGCCUGAACCGUCAAAAGGUCAUCACAGAGGGUUUAUCAAGUCCUUCAGCUCUAGCUGUUGAUGUUAAAGACAAUUUCCUGUUUUGGGCAGAUACAGUCACAAAGCGUAUUGAAACUGCAACAAUCUUUGGAGAGAACAGGAAGGUUCUGGUGGAUAAAAAGUUAGAUCAGCCUCUUGGUCUGGCUGUUCAUGAAGACUUCCUCUACUGGGUGGACCGGGAAUUUAACCAAGUAGAACGUGUUAACAAGUUUUCAGGGCAGCAGAGGGAAAAGGUGCAAGGUCGAAUAUCUCAUCUUUCUGACAUCAUUGCAGUAACACCCUACUUGUCUCAGAUGAUGAGAGGUCAUCCUUGCCACAAUGGGAGUGAGUGUAGUCACCUGUGUCUUGAGAGAGAUCAGCAACAGCGGUGUGCAUGCCCUGAAGGCAAGACUCUGGCAGAUGACUUGAAGACGUGCAUCAACCCUCCUAGCUGUCAACCUGAAGAGUUUCGCUGCCACUCAGGAUCAGUUGAUUGCAUUCCACUUAAAUGGCGAUGUGAUGGACAGUCAGAGUGUGAGGACAAGAGUGAUGAGCUGAAUUGUCCUCUGCCACCUUGUCAGUCUCAGUUUCGCUGUAAAAAUAGUCAGUGCAUUGAAAAAUCUCAGAUUUGUGAUGGUAAAAGACAGUGCAGUGAUGGAAGUGAUGAAGUAGGGUGCUGUGGUGAGGGUCAAGUUAUGUGCGUGUCAACAGGACAGUGUGUGGAUACUGCUGUGCACUGUACUGGAGGUCGUCGCCCAUGUCCUGAUAACCCUGAUCAUGCCCUAUGCUCCACCUGGGUGACAGAUCCUCCAGAUGUAAAUGGAGCUGCCAGUAAAGCUCCAUAUAUUGUGGGAGUAGUGGUAUCUGUGGUAGUGCUAGUGUGUGUCGUGGCCUUGGUGGUAUAUUAUCAACGGAGACCAUCUCUCUUGGAUGAUCAUGAACUAGAACCUCAUCCCAAGCCAUCUCAACCCAGACAGUAUAAGAUAGUGAUGACUUCUUGGGGUAAAAGUUACUCAUCAGUUCCAGGUGAACCUCCACAGAGAGAUCCCCACUUGACCAUUGGUGUUGGUGGUCCCUCAGUACCUGGGAUGUGUAGAGGCAUAAUUAAUCGGGGUGCAGUGGCCAGAGGGAUGUUUGAUCCUGCUCCAGUAACAGGGGCAUCAUCAUCUUCCUCUUCUAUGACUCACUAUCCCAGAGAAACACUUAAUCCUCCGCCCACUCCUGUAGCAGAGAAUAGAGGUCGGUGUCAGGAAACCCACUGUUGCUGCAAUUUACACCACAUCCCAUCCUCAAAUUUCCAUUCCUACCGCCACUAUAAGGCUCGUAACAGGCCACCCCCUCCUACCCCAUGCUCUACAGAUGUUUGUGAUUCAGACAUUUACUCGUCGGCAGUGUCCCCACGUAGAACCCAUUGUUACACUCCAGGUUCUACCACAUAUUACUCCUCCCCACCCAUGACAGAUUAUGAUUCAGAUCCACACCCACCGCCUCCCACCCCACAAAUGCAAUAUAUGUGUGACCUCACGUCCUGUCCCCCUACUUCUUGUCCACCCUCACCAUCCACGGAACGUUCCUACUGCACUCGUGCCCCGUGCCCUCCUCCACCCUCCCCAAUAGCAUCUGACUGAAGCGCCUCAUUUGUAGUUUGUACUUGUAAAUAAAAACUGCUUCACAGUCACUGUUAAAGCAAUUUAUAUUGUUAUACCUGUUUAAUGUCCUCAUUUAGUUUCUAUGGAGUUGUUACCUUCACUCAGGGGAAUUGUUAGACAAGCCUCCUGUUUGAUUGACUGAGUCAGGGAGCAUAAACUGUAAUUUUUAUUAUAAAUCAUUCAUUUAAUAAGUACAUGGAAAGUACAAAGCAAUUAACAUAUGUAGUUCAGUUACUGCUGCUUGCCUUUUAAAUGUGAUACUUGGCUUCCACCUGGCAGCCUGGAUGGAUUGCCAGUUUGUAACUUUGAGAGCAAAAAGUUAGGUGUCAGGUGCAAAUUAUUGGCAUGGCAAGGAAAGGGUCAUUGUGGUGGAGGUUCUUCACUGCCAUGUUAUUUACAUUGUCAUUUAAAAUUUCAGAAUUUUUUUUGGCAAACUUGUAAUUUCCUCUCCCAGGAUCCUUCCCUGCCCUUGGGUCAUAUUUUUUUAACUGUGGACAAUUUGGGAAAUGGAUGCUUCAUACAGUCUGGCUUUAUAGAAUGUAUAACUUUUUAUUAAAGAAUAAUACCAUUGACAAAUCCUGAAUUUCAGAAGUCUGGCGUCUUUGGAGCCAGGAAUCUCGGCAGCACCAGACCCGUCAUUCCCAUAAUUGUAAUACCCACCUUUUGUAUGCAUGGUGCACUCUCCAGCAGUGUUUUGUAUCCAUACCCAUCUGCUCACUUUUGUAAGACAAAUACCACAAGUGGCUUAUAUUUUGUAUUAUUUCUUUCAUGUAAUAUUUUAACUUAAGAAGCAUGGCUGGAAUGCAUUAUCAGUUAAACUAUCAUUUUGUAGUUUUUUUCACACACACACACACACACACACACACACACACACACACACACACAUGGGGCCAGGAGCUUGGACUUGACCCCUGCAACCUCAACUAGGUGAGUACACACACUCACUCUCACACACUCUGUCUGUCUCUCUCUCAACGUACCAGCCGUAUCCCACUGAGGUGGGGUGGCCCAAAAGAAAAAAUGAAAGAUAUACAUAUAUUACACAUGCAUAUAUACAUUAUGCAAAUCACAAACAGGCGAUCUUAACUGUGCAAGACAAGCUAUGGGGGUCUGGGCAGAUUUUCAGCUCAAGUACUUUUACACAUUUCCGUGUGUCAUCAGGAGCUAUGCAGUGUUGCAAGUAGGGCAGUGCAAUGACAUCAGCUGUAGAUGGUGUCACUGUACUGCCCUACUCUGAGAAAACCUCCCCUCAUUUCUCCUGUUGCUACUCUUGCAACAUUGUAUAGGUCCUGAUGAUGCACAAUGUUGCAAGAGAAAUGAGGGGGAGGUUUUCUCAGAGUAGUGCAGUGCAGUGACACCAUCUACAGCUGGUGUCAUUGCACUGCUGUACUCUGAGAAAACUUCCCUCUUGCAACAUUGCAUAGCUCCUGAUGACGCACGGAGACAUGUGAAAGUACUCGAGCUGAAGAUUUCCAUCCCCCCAUGGAUUGCCUCGCAUAUAUACAUUAGUAAUGAAAUGGGCAUGUGACCCUAGUCAUAGAGGAUGAUGAUAAAGUAAAUGAGGCUCCAUGUUUCUGUGUUCCUUUUGAUGAAUUAACAUUUUUUAAUUAUUAUUAAAUAAGGGUGCAGUAGUGAAUUUUAUGAAUGUGUAAUUAAGAUUGCCAUUGAGAAUGCAUGGAUGAUAGUUUUUCCAGUAGGAAACUUUAACUACUUGAAGUGUCAUUUUCUUGUCUUUCACUUGGUCCGAUCAUUGUAUGUGGUCACCGCACCUUACAUGCUCCCCAGGAAAUUACUGUAUUUUACAAUUCCAAAAAAUAUGUACUAUAUUAAUAUUUGUACAUUGCAUCUUCUUGACCCUUAAACUGUGGCAGAAUUUUGGAAAAUUUAAAAUUCUUUUCUUACCAUUUUAAAGUUUUUCAGAGUAGAAAAGGACAAAAAACAAUUGGUUUAAAACUUUUUGAUUUAUUGAAUGUUAAAAUUAAUGGAAAAUGCCACAGCUACAUCAUCGUAAUUUCCUUUUUUACUUUUUAGUUUUCGUUUUUUUACUUUUUAAGUAAAUAUCUAUACUUUUUCAGAAUUUUUGCUUGUUUUGAAGUGUGUGAGGCUACAUACAACAUUUUAUAAUGAGUAGUAAUAAUUGAUUUUUCAAGUUGAUUUGGUACUAGAAGCGGGUAGAACACGUUCAUUAUAUCCACAGUUUCAGUAUUCACUAUAAAUUUCUGCCAAUAAAUAUGUUGUCUUAUUUUUAAUGAUUGUUUUAGUGUUUCAACACUUAGUACAGGGAACUAUUAUACUACAAUUAUUAUAAGGUGGAAUAUUCUUGAGAAGAUGGAGAUCGGUACAGUAGUGCAUCACACAACUUACAAUAUGCAUCUUGACUGGUAAGGCAACUGGUGGUGUCAGUGAUGCUGGUGGUCUCACAUGUAGUGUUGGCAGGGUAUCUAGAGGUGUCACAUGUGUUAACAAAGUGGUAUCUGGGCCACUGGGGAUACCUGUGUGGCAUGUUUACACUUCAUAUAAAAUUUAAAUUACUGGUUUUCACUGUCACCAAAUCAACACUUCCCAGCCAGCCACUGUAAGAAUAGCUUGCUGAGGCAUGUUGCCCUCCACCGCCCAUUGCUCACCCAACACAACAGCUAGUGAUUUUUUCGUUAGCCUGGAGAGGUGCCUGGCAACCCAAACAAAUGACUGAGAGAGAAAAUCAUAGUAAUCAGCAAAUUUGAAGGCAGGAAAAAGUUGGGGGUAAUGGAUACAUCAUACUCAUUCAUCAUUUAAGUCAGACACGGUUUAAGGGUUAAAUGAAGACUUUUGAGCAUUAUAUAGUAUGUGUGUGGAUUGUAAGUGGCAUUAUUGAAGCCGUAAUUUUGAUAAAUAUAAUAAGACUUGAGUUAGAUGGGAAGAUGUGUACCUAGAGAGAAUAGGCAUGACACUCCCAGAAGUGAUAUUACAUAGUAAUGAAUUUUACUAGUGACAUUAUAUUUUUCACUUCUGCUUCAUUUGUUCACAAGGCUAGAAGAGAAGGGUGUAUAGGAUGGCUAGUUUUGAACAACUAGCAAUCACUUGCCAUCAGCAGCAUGAAGGUCAGGCAGUCUUGCCAUCAGCAGCAUGAAGGUCAAUCAGUCUUGCCAUCAGCUGGAUGAAGGUUAGUCAGCCUUGCCAUCAGCAGGAUGAAGGUCAGUCAGCCUUGCCAUCAGCAGGAUGGUGAGUCUUGAAUGUGUUGAGGUUGAGUGCUGUCUUAUAUGUAUUGACUGCCUCACAUUGGGUUACCCAGUAAUUACAUACCUAUUCUAGGGCAAGUACCUUCAUUCUCAUGAAGGGUUCAUGAUCCAAGGAAUCAGGGCUGCCUUCCCUAGUUAAUAAUGUAGUUACACACAAAUAUUGUUUUAUUAUUGUAGAUGUGCUCAACCUAUGAGGGUCAAUGCCUGCAAAAUGGGAGAUUAUCAUGUUUGAUCCCAGAAUGGGGAGGGUGGCAUCAGUUCCUUGGAGGAAAAGCCCAUAGCCAGUAUCAUGGCAGCCUCUACUGGGUUGUUACCCAGCCUUCCAGCAUUAACGACAACACCUGCAACCUUCACACUCAACUUCACAUGAAUGAAAACUGACCUUCACCAAUGUCUUAGAUGAGCAUUUUGAUUACUGCAACCAAGGAUAUGUCCACAAUUUAGGGCUAGUUAUAUGUUCAUCUUUUUAUUAUGUACAAUUGUUUACAAUUAGAAAUUGUCUUUUAAGAAUUUUGUUUGAAUUGUUUAGUACUAAAUACACAAGAAACCUCCAUAUUACAGCUAAGAAUGUAAUUCUAAUUGUUUUGGUAUACUUUGCUAUUAUCAUGAGACAGUAGUACCAAAACCCAGUUGCCUUAGGUGUUAUGAGCUGCAAAUGUAGUGUGCAGUCUGUAUUAUAAGUUAAUUUAUGUGCCAUAAUCAAUAUUUAUUUUAUCUCUGUACUUAAGGUUUCCUAUCACUGUGUAUGUGCAUGCAUGCAUGUCCAUACAUGCAUUGUGUGUGUGUGUAUUGUGUACACACACACAAGUUUUAUCGGUAGUAUGAGGCAAACUUAAUGUUUCAAGUUUCGUAAACACUAUGCAAAUAAUCACUGUUUUUUCAUUGUUCAAUUUUUAUUUUACUUAAAUACCAAAUUGUUUUAAGUAUUUUACGAUACUGUGUUGAGUUGACUCUUACUAUCGGCAAUGUCUCAUAAAAAACGUGUUUCAAAAUCUUUACUCCUCUUCUUUGUAGAUAACCCAUGCAAUCAGCUUUCACACACUUAGACAAUCACUGGAGGCCUUCUUUGUGUGAAAAUGAUUACGAUAAUGGAUGCAAGCUCAGAGUGUAACCUGUUAAGAUAGAUACUUUGGUAUACAUUGAAUAGAAAAAUAUAGAUAAUUUGUGACCUAAGCUUUGUUGUGAAUAUGUUGAUUGAAUGACAUAUUACCAGGAGGAAGUGGCAGCUCAGAGGGUGUUGCUAUGUUAAUAUAUCCUUUAUAGUGUUGGGUAGCUUUUUAUCUCCUAAGAACUUUUAUCAGCUACACAUUGAAGCUACCUCAUUAUCUUGUAGAUAAGGCUGUCACAAAACUUUACUUAAAAAUAUCCGAAUGAACUGGACUGCUAUCUUCUUAAAUGCUGUAAUUUGUGUUAUAAGCCAUACAUGUAUGUGGCUAUAUAUGUUAGGCCAAAGGAAUAAAAUAUACAAAGAAAUUAA